UAACCUUGACGCUUAAAAAUGUGAUGAAGUGACACUAUUAUUCGGUUUCAGAGACGACUCUAGCAGGUGUCCGAGUUGUACAAAUGAAGUUUAGCUAAGCUACCAGUCUGUUUUCAGGGUAAGGUGAGUUGAAAUGUACGGACGAGCUCCAAGAGUGACUUUCCUGUCAGCAGCCGGCACUUCAUCAGCAGUUGGCCCGGGCUCGUACGACGUCACAACAAGCAGUCCUAAACUAUCAGGUGGCUAUGCUCCAUUCCUGACCUUGACGGACAGACAGUCAGUAUUCAGUCAGUCCGGUGAGAUUACACCAGGACCUGGACAGUAUGACUCCUCACCUGUCAAGCCAAAUAUCCAUGGUGGCCGCAGUCUGCAGAACCGCUCCAACCGUUUUGAGGAUGUAAUUUCGAAGGUUCCAGGCCCCGGGGCCUACAAUGUACUGCCUGCCUCGGGAAACAUGCUAAGGGCUGUAACGGCUAAAGCAGGACAGGCUGAGAAGCUUGGCAGGAAAACGUGUCUUCAGGCUAAAAGUCUCCGGCUGGUUCGUCAGUCAGAUAUCCCAUCCAUUCCUUCCCCCGGCCAGGCCUAUGGCUAUGAGGAAGAUGCCCUGGGUGUGCUCCUCAAGCAGCCGCCCCCUCCCAGGGACACUACCCUGGGGCCAGCCUACUACAAUCCGCUGCUGUCAGAGAAGAGUUCUGCACAGAAAUAUAAAGGAGUCCACUUUGGCAACAUGACAGGGAGGAGAGGGGAGGUGACAGUGCAGGAGGGACCGGGUCCAGGACAAUAUUACCCUGAGAUAAUCCUAGAAAUACAGUAUGAGAAUGUGAACCUUCAGAAGGAGCAGAAAGGCAGAGCUGAGCUUAUCAUCCCUCGGUACCACGAACUGGUGCCCAAGCAAGAGGAAAAGAAGGGAGUUCCUGGUCCGGGCCAGUACCACAUCAGAAGUCAGUUUGAGCAGCCUGUGAAGUCCAGUGGUAACCAGCCGAAGGUCACUUACCCCUUCCUCUCUCAGACUGAGAGGUUUAGCUCUGCAAAAGAAUUGUCGCCCCCUGUUGGUGUGUACAAUGACCCACGCUCUGCCCUGGAGCUGCUGAAGAGGACCACAGGAGUAAAGAAAAGCCCAUUUGGCAUCACUUCAGUGCGCUUCCCUCGUAACCACAAAACAUGCUCCGCACCAGGUCCAGGGUCUUAUAAUGUGUUCGAGCAUGGUGUAGCCCAGGACAGUUUAAAAAAGGCAGUUUUAGGAAGAACCACAAAGGGAGGCUUUGGCUCCACUGCUCAACGCAACACCAUCUUCAACAACAAGAAUUUGGCAGAGGCCCCAAGUCCAUGGCAGUAUGAGACAGAAAAGAAGACAGAAGAGGACUACAAAAAACAGCACACUGCAGCUUUCAAAUCAGCCACACAACGUCUGGCAUUAUCACUCCUGGCUAAAGAUUCCCCUCCACCCAACAGCUAUAAUGUGAGUCAGACAUUUGAGAAGGCUAAUGGCCGCUCUUACUUAGAACCCCGAAAUGAAGGAGCUAAGAGACGACAGAGCUGCUUCCUCUCUGCUGCACCGCGGGAUAAUUCCUUCCUGCAACGUGACCCCACUGUACCAGGGCCUGGCCAGUAUAACCCUAGUGUGAAAUCCUUCCCUCAAAUGGCUCUGAUCUCCUCCAGAGAAGAUCGAUUCAAAGUCUCCGUGAACACCAACCCUGGACCAGGCGCUUAUCAGCUGAGUCAAGGCAUCAUGAACACAGUACUGAAGGGCACCUUCAAUGUGACACUCAACAACCCUCUGGGCCCCUGCUGUUCCCCCCGUGUGGCCCCUGGCCCUUUAACAGCCCGUAAGACCAAUGACACUGUUGCGCCCAACACCUUCAUCAGCGCCAACACUUCUUAGAGCUCUUUGUGGGUCAACGUUCAGAGGUGAAAGGCAGCAGUCUGGAGGAGGAUGACUGCUCUUUAUUCAGUGUUGCAAAGUAAAAUACCUACAAUGAAGCCUGCGUCUACAGCUGAUGGUUCCCUCAUUCCUCACUCUCAGUAAUGACAAGCUCAACACACUGAUUCAGCUGUUUUUGUGGAUUGGUUCCCUGUGUAUAAACCUCUUUGUUAAUCAAUAACAAUUAAAAAGCUA
Molecule: messenger RNA, 2116 nt
Organism: Epinephelus moara (kelp grouper)
Lineage: Eukaryota; Metazoa; Chordata; Actinopteri; Perciformes; Serranidae
Gene: stpg2
Product: sperm-tail PG-rich repeat containing 2
Exons: 14
Coding region: 134-1882 (582 amino acids)
Source: RefSeq, a predicted model, not a curated record